Molecule: messenger RNA, 1230 nt
Organism: Pestalotiopsis fici W106-1
Lineage: Eukaryota; Fungi; Ascomycota; Sordariomycetes; Amphisphaeriales; Sporocadaceae
Exons: 5
Coding region: 1-1230 (409 amino acids)
Molecular function (GO): FAD binding
Source: RefSeq, a predicted model, not a curated record
AUGGGCUCUUACAUAUCGCCCGACCCCGAGCGACCAAUGCAUGUAUUGAUUGCUGGAGGUGGGAUUGUAGGGCUGACCGUCGCUCAAGGAUGCCGCGAAAAUGGGAUCCCAUACACGGUUUUUGAGCGCGACACGGAUGAGUGCCGCCGGCACGGAUGGGCCUUGACACUGCAUUGGGUGCUAGAUGCCCUUGAACGCACCAUUGGGCCAGAAAGAGCUGCGAAAUUGCCAAAAGCGGUUGUAGAUUCAACUCUCAGGAAGGAUCAAGGCAACUUUUUAUUCCUCAAUGCCGAAACAUGCGAGACACGAUUCAGAAUUCCUCCCUCCAAGAGAAGACUUCGCUUGCAUCGUCAAAAGUUCCGUGAUGUGCUUACUGAUGGCUUGAAUAUCCAAGAUGGAAAAUACCUUGUGAGGGUAGAAGAGAUUGAAGGCGGAGUGCGCGCCCAUUUCCAGGAUGGAACCUUUGCAGAUGGGACGAUCCUUGUCGGAGCAGAUGGCAACAACAGCAAUGUGCGCAGGCACUUGAUGCCGGAGCAUUAUGAACUUACGAAGCUGCCUGUACACUUAGUCGGUGUCGUGCGACAUUUCACGCCAGAACAAGCUGCUCCUGUGCGAGCGCUUGACCCGCUCCUAUUCCAGGCCCUGCACCCAAAGACACAAAACUACCUUUGGUAUUCUGUUCAGGAAUGCUUCACAGAACCCGAUGGUCAGCUGUCUUUUGACUGCUUGGUGAUUAUCUCCUGGAUCAUGAAGGACGCAGUGGCCGAUGCUAUUCCUCAAACAAAUUUUGAGCGUAUUGCCAUGAUGAAGGAACGAGCCAAAGAUUUUGCUGAGCCACUCCGCAGCAUUGUCAUGGAUAUUCCUGAUGACCUGGACUACACCACGCCUCUUCGUUUGGGCGAUUUUCCAUGUCAAGAAUGGGAUAAUCGGAACGGUCGCAUCACGCUGGCCGGUGAUGCAGCCCAUGCAAUGACCAUGUACAGAGGCGAGGGGGCGAAUCACGGCAUCUUGGACGCAGCUCUACUAGUGGAUGAGCUGAAAAAGAUACACAAGGGAACCAUUGAUCAAAAGGAGGCUAUCGAUGCCUACGAAGCCGAGAUGAGACCGAGAUCUCACGAGGCAGUUUUGAAGAGUCGUGCGGCAGCUCUGGUUGCUCAUGAGUGGGAUCAGCUCACAAUUGAUUCACCCGUUGUUGGCGCACGUACAGCACCGCAAUCUGCUUUCAAAUAG